Lolium perenne is the source of this 555-nucleotide messenger RNA. The record is from RefSeq and is a predicted model, not a curated record. NCBI's taxonomy places the organism in Eukaryota, Viridiplantae, Streptophyta, Magnoliopsida, Poales, Poaceae.
AUGGCCACCGACCAGCACCAGAACCUCUGGCUCGCCCGUCAACCAGCAAGGUUCCCACCGACCAAGGCCGCCGCCUUGGAACCAAACUCCUCGCGCCGCCGGACCGCAACAGAGCACCGAGAACCGCCACCGACGCACAACACCCGCUCACGAACAAGCGACGACGGACCUCACCGGCAUCUGCCCCACGCAGAUCACCAGCAACCACCCUGGCUGCCGGCAGUGCGAAAUCCGGCGGAGGAGACGCGAGGGAAGGGGCCUCGAAACGGGGCCAGACCCCUGCCCGGCCGGCCGAACCACCCUUCGCCCCACGCCCUGCGCCCUCCUGGAAGCCGCCCCAAGUGGGGCGGAUGCCCGACGCGCCACCGCCCACCGUUCCCGUCGCCGCUCGCGCCGCCGCAGAUGCUGGCCAGGCGGCACCCGCGCCGCCCGCAGCCAUCGACCGGACGUCGCCACCAUGUCCACGAGGAGAGCCUGCACGCGCGGCGUGCUGAGCCUCCGCCAGCCGACCACGAAGAGGGGGGCCUCACCGCCGCCGUCAACCGCGCGGGCUAG